Daldinia vernicosa is the source of this 932-nucleotide messenger RNA. RefSeq lists its product as uncharacterized. Bases 87 to 869 code for a protein of 260 amino acids. The transcript has a single exon. The record is from RefSeq and is a predicted model, not a curated record. NCBI's taxonomy places the organism in Eukaryota, Fungi, Ascomycota, Sordariomycetes, Xylariales, Hypoxylaceae.
CUAUAAUUGAUUAAAUAUCCUUCCAGAAAAGAUAAAAUAUCCAAACCCUAGAGGCUAGAGGUGUUCCCCCUUAGUAAUUAGCAAGUAUGGCACACAAUGAGAUUAAGGAAGACCAGGGAGAGCCCUCAAGCUCCGGCCCAGCAGACAUCCAACUACCCUUCCGCUCGUUAUCACGCUUCAAUGCUUCCCCGAUAAUUAAUAUAGAGGUCUCCCUUUCUCCCUCUACGCAUUGCUUCACCCGAUCCUCAGCCCCCAUCGUGUACCUUAGACUUACGUUACUUCCUAACCCUUCUUCCCCCUCGCCGCUCGAAGCUAUCACGCUUUACACAGAGAACAGCCCGCUAGAUCUGCAGCGGACGCUCUCCCGCGCAGGUUUUACAAUCACAGACCUUACUACGCAACAGCCCCUUAAAGUCACCAACGUACGCAACGCACAGCGCAUGCCGUAUCCCUCGCGGCGCGUACGCGGUAGUUUUGAGGAACCUUACUUCCUAACGAUCCACUCAGGCGAAACUGUAGAGCUACCACUUGAGUUCGUGCGGCGUAAUUUCCGCCCCCAACCCUGGAGCAUUGUCAAGAUUGGGCACGAAUUGGACGAGGCGGGGAAUCCGCGGAAUAUACGGCGCUCCGCUAGUGUAACUGGCGUGGAUGGGUUAGAGCCUGGACAUGAAUAUGAGAUUAGCUUGAACGCAGAAGAUCUAGGGGGAAUCAUGUGGGCACCAGUUGCGAAAGAAGAUAUUCUUUUCGAGAAGGGAUAUAAAGGGCCUGGUGCGGGUUUGAUGGAUUACCCCUGGAUUAGAGAUCAGCCUCUUGAGUUUCACGUUGGGACGGCGAAAUUGAAAGUUUUAGAGAAGGAAGAAGAUACUUAGGUAGGUAGUUAUAUUCGUAACCACCUCUAGUAUGAAUUCUGAUUGUUCCUCCGAUUCUCGCCU